GAGAUGUGCGUGAGCUUCUCAAGGAAUUCAAAGGAGUACUGGGUGACCCCAAGGGACUAUCACCCCAUCGGGAGUUCGACCACCGCAUACCUCUAGUCAACGAGCAGCACGCUGUACACGUCCACCCCUAUAGGUACACUCACUUCCAGAAAACUGAGAUCGAAAGGCAAGUGGCUGAGAUGCUAGAGUCUGGGUUAAUUCAGCGUAGCUCGACUCCAUUUUCAUCACCAGUUCUGUUAGCCAAGAAGAAAGAUGGCACGUGGAGGUUUUGUACUGACUAUCGUGCUCUGAAUGCCGCGACUAUCAAGGACCAAUUUCCUAUUCCUACACAAAAACAUAACAAACACGAGGCCCUAACUCGGAUCCGGCAGACGGGGAGUGUACGUGACUACCAAAAAGAGUUCGAGAGAUUGGCAUGCCGGGUUCGCGGGUGGCCAGAGAGCGCGCUUGUUGGCGCGUUUGUUGGAGGGCUUAGGUAUGAUCUCGCGGCUGAAGUGCGAUUGGAGAGGGCGGAGACCAUGCAUAAGGCCAUGGAAGUUGCUAGGAGACGGGGGGAUCACUUGGCCGCGACUCGAAGGGGACGGGCAGAUUUUCGUGUCCCGGAGCCGCGGCGUGUGCCGGCGACCGUGGGCACACCUAGUGCGAACGCAAGGCCUCCGGGCACAUUUAGACCCCCAGCAACUGAGGUAAAGAGGUUGACGAAGAAGGAGAUGGCGCGGAGACGUGAGAAACGGCUGUGUUUCCGGUGCGAAGAAAAGUACACGCCGGGACAUUGGUGCAAACAGAAUUACUUGAUCGAGUUCGUGGACUCGGAUGACGAAGAGCCGGUGACCAAGGAAGAAAGGGAGGUCGAGGUGCUCAAUGACGUGGCCGAGAUCUCAGUCCAUGCGAUGGCGGGCACUAAAGGCCCGAGGACUAUGAAGUUACCGGCGUGGUUGAAGGAUCGGCGGUUUACGGUACUUGUGGACAAUGGGUCGUCGCACAAUUUCAUUAAUGCGACUCUCUCGCACAAACUCAAGUUGCCCACGACCACGAUUGAGCCGUUCGAGGUUAGGGUGGCGAAUGGCGAGCGCUUGCGGUGCUCGGAGAUGUACCGGGGCAUACCGAUCAAGUUUCAAGGAGUGACCUUGAAGGCGGACUUGUUUGCCUUACCUUUGGUAGGACCGGACGUGGUGCUUGGGGUGCAGUGGCUCGAGGGACUAGGAGAUAUGACGACUAAUUACCGGAAGGGUGUGAUGAAGUUCGAGGCCGGGGACCAGCUCGUUACCUUGAAAGCUAGUGAAGGAGCAACCAAGGAGGUUGGUCUAAAAAACAUCGAAAAG
Messenger RNA from Striga hermonthica, 1322 nucleotides. The record is from the annotation of a GenBank genome assembly. NCBI's taxonomy places the organism in Eukaryota, Viridiplantae, Streptophyta, Magnoliopsida, Lamiales, Orobanchaceae.